AUGAGCAGCAGUAAGUAAUAGCAUAAGAAAAAAGCACUUUCUACCUUGUAAAAUCAUAGGGUUUAGUGCCAUCCUUCAUAUGAAAACACCUACAGAGAUGAAAAUAUUGAAGUUAAUAAAGAAAAUAAAAAAGAUUAAAACUAUUUGAUUUAAUAGCAGUAGAUAUAAUAGAAUCAGUUAAGAAAACAUAGUUUUAGUAAGGGAAGAGAACAAAGCUAUAAUUAAAUACAAAUGAAAUAAGAAUAAAAUGAAAAAUACAGCUAUAGAUAGUUAUCGUAAAACUAAUCUGUAGAUUAGAUACCAUAAAAAAUAUAAUGUAGUGUAACAGAUACAACAACUGAAAUCAAAUGGAAAGAGCUAUAAGAAAUGGACGAAGAAGAAAUGUAUAUUGAAAGGCUUCGCUAAUAAAGGAAAAAAAUAGAUGAAAUAAAAGGAGAAUUUGUAUAAAAAAUUGAUUAUUACAACGAAUUAGAAAUUAAAUUAAAAGAGUUAGCCAAAUAUAAACCGUAUUUUGAGAAAUACAAUCAACUCAAAAAAAUUAUGGAGUAAACAUUAGAAAAACUUGACAAAAGAGAAACUGAUUACAAGUGCUAAAAAGAAUAGAAUAAUUUACUGAAAGCAUAAAUAAAAGAAUUACAAGAAAAAAAUGCUGAUGGAAAAAAAGAUAAUUUGUAAUUACUUGAAGAUAUAGAAUAAAGAAAAAUUCAAAAUAGCUAACUUCAAAAUCAAAUCAGAAGCAUGAUUGCAAAAGAAAAUGAAAUUUAAUAUUAAUUGAAAGCAUAGCAAGAUAAAUUUGAAAGUUUGGACUAACUUUUCAAAUAAUAGAUGACUUAGACAAAAAUUGAAAAUAUAAAACUAUUUGACAAUUUGAAUAUAAUCAAAUAGCUUAACGAACAAAUUAUAAUAUUAAAAUCUUCAAAAGAAGAGUCAAAUGUCAAUAACCAAAGACUUUAGUAAUAGAUUAUUGAAUAGUAAGAAGAAAUAAAUAAAAUAAAAGAUGAAAAAGCAAUAAUUUUAAAGGAGCUUUAAAGAAAAACUUCAGAAAUUGAUGAUUUGAAGGUGAAAUUCUAGGAGUUAGAGUACAACUAGAUUAUGAUAAAUGCAAAGAAAUCAAUAAUGCAAGAGGAAUUUGAGCAAAAGAGAGCUCUAAACGAUAACAAUUUAGAAGAAUUCAAAUUUAUAAUUAAUGAAUAAGAAGAAGAACUAAAGAAGUCAAGAACCUUAAACCAGUUAUUGAGUGUUGAAUAUGACACAGCUGUAAAAAAAAUUAAGGAGUUUGAGUAAGAAAUUUGGGAAUACAGAAAAGAAAAUCACAAUUUGAAAGUAAAGCUGAGCAAUAUCCUUUAGGGUAAGGGAGAAUUAAUUAUUCCUAAUCAGAAGCUAGUCAAAGAAGAGCUUGACCAAUUGGAAAAAGACAUAUUUAGCUUUAAGAAAGCCUAAAUGAUAAAGUAAUAAAAUGAAUAAUAAGCUAAAAAUUAUGAUUAUAAAAACAGUAAUAAUAAUAAUAAAAAUAAUAUAAUACCUUCUUCUGAUGAUGGAAACAGCAGUGAGGCUCUUUACAGCUAUGCGAAUAGGAUUUAAAACUAGCCUACCUAAGAUAGCUGCUAUAAUCUAAGUAAUGCGAAUUGCAAUACAAGUAAGAGCAAUAAUAAUAAUAAUAAUAAUAACUAUUAUAACAUUGAAACUGAUAAAUAUAAUUCUUCAAAUGCAUAGCUGUAUUCUAAUUAUUCUGAAUAGCCCCAGUUCUAAAAUAAUCUAAAUAAUAGUCACUUUUCCAAUCAUAACUAUAAUCAAUUUUGA
This is a messenger RNA of Tetrahymena thermophila SB210, 1800 nucleotides long. RefSeq lists its product as hypothetical. The record is from RefSeq and is a predicted model, not a curated record. NCBI's taxonomy places the organism in Eukaryota, Ciliophora, Oligohymenophorea, Hymenostomatida, Tetrahymenidae. The transcript is spliced from 7 exons.